AAAAAGAAAUCAGAAUCAAUAUUACCAGAAAAAGCAACAACACCAGAAAAAACAACAGUAUCAGAAAAAGCAAUGAUAUCAAAAAAAAAGACCAGAAUUAAUGCUACUAAAAAAAGUGAUAAUACUAAAAAAAUAACAGCACCAGACAAAAUGACAAUAUCAAAAAAGUGA
This is a messenger RNA of Racocetra persica, 171 nucleotides long. The record is from the annotation of a GenBank genome assembly. Lineage: Eukaryota; Fungi; Glomeromycota; Glomeromycetes; Diversisporales; Gigasporaceae.